Acyrthosiphon pisum (pea aphid) is the source of this 928-nucleotide messenger RNA. RefSeq lists its product as uncharacterized. The coding region runs from base 229 to 744 and encodes 171 amino acids. NCBI's taxonomy places the organism in Eukaryota, Metazoa, Arthropoda, Insecta, Hemiptera, Aphididae. The record is from RefSeq and is a predicted model, not a curated record. The transcript is spliced from 3 exons.
CAUACAGAUUAUUAAUUUAUAAUCAUUGAUAAUUAUUCUGUAUCGUGUAGCUGAUUUAUAAUAGGUAUUAUGUCUAUUUACUACGUGCUGGCUGAUACACAAAAUAAAGAGAGAAAAUAAACAAACUUCUGUAACAUAAUUAUUGCUACGGUUUGGCCAUUAUAUAAUCAAUUAUUGGAAGCUGUGGAAUAAAACUGACCAAUCGAAACAAAUUGUUUGGGAAAAAAAAUGCACAGUCAACGAUGGAUGUUCACGUCGCCCGGCGGAGAAAAUGAAUACAAAAAGCCUUCGGUCACCCGAGAACAUUACGACGCGGUUGUGGAAGCGAAGAAGGAGCGCGAUGAAAACCCCAUCGAGACCGAAAGCGAGCGCAAGAGACGCGUGUUGGAGGAUUUCAUGUGGCAACAGAUGACCAAGAAGGCGUUGGACCAGAUCGAAAAGCAACAGCAGCGCGCCAACGAGACCAAAGCAUGUAGUACGUACGCAGAGUCCUUCGUCCUUCCAGGAUUUGAAGUUAAAGAACUGGGUUCCGAAAUCGACGAAGAACUUCAACAAAAAUAUCCGUUGUACACUGAUGUAGUCAAGUCGAUAUAUGUGAGAGAUGCUGAUACGAUUAAAGCAAAAACUCCUGUACGCAAAUCUCAUCGAAAAAUGUUCUGUAAAGACAGUCGUUUUACCAGUCGUUUGAGCAAUCCAAUGGAUAUUAAUACUCCAGUUGGACCUGGUCAUUUCGCAUACAUAUAAAAAAAAAAAUUAAUAUUAAAAUUGUACCUAUGCAUAUUAAUUAUAUAGGUAUACGUGUAGCGUGUUAUAGGCAUGAUGUAAUGUGAUAAUAUCAUAUAUAUGUAUUUGAGCAUAUAAGCGCAAUUUUGGUAGUCUAUAAUCCUCCACCCCCUUCCCACCUCCGAAAUAAAAAUAAUAUAUGUAU